Messenger RNA from Drosophila hydei, 491 nucleotides. RefSeq lists its product as uncharacterized. The transcript has 2 exons. The record is from RefSeq and is a predicted model, not a curated record. Lineage: Eukaryota; Metazoa; Arthropoda; Insecta; Diptera; Drosophilidae. Bases 42 to 473 code for a protein of 143 amino acids.
CAGUCGAUGCUGUGCAUUGUAACCAUUCACACGUUUUAGCCAUGCAGCACAGUAUAAUAUUUGCAGUUACGCUGUUAGCACUUGUCGCGUUAAGCAAUUGCAUUUUGGUGAAGCCAACCAGCGUUGAGGCUCAGUUGCAGAGUUGUUCUGCGCCACAGACGAUUCGUGACUUGUCGAAUCUCCGUUUGCUAUUGGUUUGGUACAGCGCCGAUCGGCCCAGAAAUCCGGUGGAGUAUUUGAGGAAUAUAUUGACCGAUGACCUGGCACUGCUUCAGCUGGCAUUUGCCAUAAAUCGCGUUCGGGUGAUGCCAAAUCAAAUGAUUUUCGACAUGUCGAGCAGCAUGUCAACGCAUUUGGUAUAUCGAACAUAUUGUAAGCUUUUUCACAAAAUUUCGGAAUUCCGUGCACUAGGUUAUAAUGAUCCAGCGUUGCCCUAUGAAAUUCGCAAAACAGAUUUAAGCUUUUAUGAUUAACUUUAACCAUAGCAAUAU